Messenger RNA from Gryllus bimaculatus (two-spotted cricket), 3921 nucleotides. NCBI's taxonomy places the organism in Eukaryota, Metazoa, Arthropoda, Insecta, Orthoptera, Gryllidae. The record is from the annotation of a GenBank genome assembly.
AUGAAUAUAAGUCGUUGCUAUAGUGACAGGCCACAUAAUCAUCAUCACGAGCAAAGUCCUUAUCUUCACCAUCCUCUUCAGGAGAGCUGUAGAAUGCAUCCCUUAGGAAGAGUUUUGGCAUUUUCCCAAAAAUGCAGACUAUUUUCAACAAAUGUCAUUGAUCCAAAUAGUAUUCAACCCAAACUGUGUGUUGUGGGGAGCGGUCCUGCCAGUUUCUACGCAGCACAGCAGAUUCUAAAAGUAAUUAUAUAAAAUCAGCUUCAUGAUAUAGUCUAAAUAUGGUAAUUAUAUUUUCCAUGGAUUUUUGUGACAUAAAUGUUUAACAUUCAAUAGGCUUUGCCAAAGGUGCAGAUAGACAUUUUUGAACGUCUACCUGUUCCCUUUGGGUUAGUGAGAUUUGGAGUUGCACCUGAUCAUCCUGAAGUGAAGAAUGUCAUCAACACAUUUACAAAAACUGCCCAGGAUCCAAGAGUCAAGUUUAUAGGAAAUGUCAAGUUAGGUCAAGAUGUAUCCCUUGCAGAAUUGCAGAACGCAUACCAUUCUGUUCUUCUGGCAUAUGGAGCAGAGGAGGAUCGUUUAUUGGGUAUUCCUGGAGAAAAUUUGGAUAAUAUCCUGUCUGCUCGUGAAUUUGUGGGAUGGUACAAUGGCUUGCCUAACAACAAGGAUUUAAAAUUUAAUUUGAAUAUAGAGAAAGUUGCAAUAAUUGGCCAGGGAAAUGUAGCAUUGGACGUUGCUAGAAUUCUUUUGUCACCAAUAGAUCUUUUGAAGAAGACAGAUAUAACUGAAUACUCUCUCGCUGCCCUGGCUGACAGUAAGGUAAAAGAAGUGAAAUUAAUAGGUCGGCGUGGACCCUUACAAGUGGCCUUCACAAUCAAAGAAUUUCGUGAAAUGUUGAGAUUACCAAGAUGCUUCGUAAAUAUGAAUGCUGAAGAUUUUGCUGGCUUAGAUACCAUUGUCCCAAAUCUUCCUCGCCCCCGAAAGAGGUUAACAGAACUCCUCAUGAAGAGUAUUUCAACAAGCAAAGAAACAGAAGCAGAUAAAUGCUUUAAUCCUAUUUUUUUCCGCACUCCAAAAUCUUUUCAAUCAGGAGAAGAUGCUUCCUCAGUCGGUGCAUUGACAGUUGCUGUCAAUACAAUGGAGGGUGAAAAUGCUGUUGAAACAGAUGUUUUAGAAACUAUUGAAUGUGGUCUUGGUUCACUGAAUAUUUUUACAGGAUUGUAUGUAUCUGGAUGGUUGGGUACUGGACCAGUGGGUGUAAUUUUAUCAACAAUGACAAAUGCUUUCGCAGUUGGUCAGACCAUGGCAUCAGACAUAUUGAAUAAUACUGUUGAUGCUUCCAUAAAGAAACCUGGAUUUGAAUUUAUAGGAUCAUUAUUGAAGAAGAAAGGUAUUCAGACUGUGAGCUUUGCUGAUUGGGAACAGAUUGAUAAAGUUGAACUGUCUCGGGGGAAAGAGAAAGGUAAACUUCGUGAAAAGAUAGUUGAUGUAAAAGAGAUGCUCACAAUUGCUUCAGGCAAGCCUUAAUUACCUUUGGUGAUUGUAUUAUACAUGACAACUUGAAUAAUUAAGGUUACAGUCAACUCAUGAAGACCAAAUUUCAAUUGGUGGUAUGGCAAUAUAUUACACUGGUAUCAUGGCAGCUUCAAAGAUCCUGUUACAGUUAUUAACAUCAUUAGGAAGGUAAACCGCAGAUAACAGAUGUGGGCGAAGUUUGUAAACAAAAUGAUAACCUAGUCUGUUGUUUGAAUUAUUCAAUAUUUGUGUGUGCAGUUCAGUACUUUUUGUAAUACCAACUUAUAAAAGGAAAUAAUAUAAAUAUGAAAUUCAGUUUAUUGGAACAAGUGAAUUCAUAUGCAAUUUUUAAUUAUCUUUUGUUUUGUUUGUUCUUAUUGCUUUGUGUUCAUAUGGCAUCCUACAGAUAUAUUCUUGAAAUGUCCCAGCAGCUUGGAAGUAGUAUGAGGCUUGGGACAGUUCAACCAGCAUCUCUUGAAUGCCAUUAUGAAAUGGAACUAUGGCUUGGGUUGCUUGUGCCUAUGGCAGGUCCAUAGCAUCGCCAUGUUACUUUCCAUCAAACUAUCAAUAAAAAAUAGCUAGAAAAUAUGCAGAGGAGGUAGUUUGCUCACUUGCUUUCCUUUGAUUGUAAUCUGGAUUUAAAUUGAAUGGAAAUUCUAUUAACCUGAUAUCUGUAUUGGACUACACAGACCAGGAAUCUUCUAGUUUUACCAAUCCUUUACAAACAAAUGUAAAUAUAUGCUGUUAUUUCCACAUAAUGAAACAGUCUACAUUUGAACGUAAUUUUUGCAGUGAAUUUAAAAUGAUACAUUUGAGAACCUAUUUGCUUGUCUCAUCACUUAGGAAAAUUUAAAUUAAAAAAUAUUACUUAACUCCUUGCUAUUUUUUAUUGAUUCUUUUUCUCUUGUUUUGUGUAAGAAGUAGAAUUUGUAAAUAUUUUAUUCUGUUGAUUUGUCUCCGAAGUUUUAAUUGUGUCUAUUCACUGACUUGGUAUUGUUUUAAAAUAAUAUUCUUUCCCAAAUAUGACCUACAUUAACACCACAUUAACACAAAUUUUUGGAAAAGAAACUCUUAUUGCCGGGCCCUGGUUCUGAAAAAGUGGAUAAAUCCUGUUGCUUCUUUUUCUUGUGAGUAUUUUUCAGCUCUUGUGGCUGUCUCACAUCUGUGUCCAUACUCCUCUAUAAUUCCAAUCAUUCUUUUCUUUGCAUAUCUUUAGAAAUCAAAUUCUGCUAUUCCUCUCUGGGUCUACUUCUUUUCUUCUGUCCAAAGGAAACCACUCACAAACCUUUCUGGGCCAUUUCUCACAAUCAAGCCUUUUCAUGUGAUGAAACCAUUUCAGCCUUAGUUUUUUCCAAUUCAGUGAUAAUUGCUUUUUGAACCUUUAUUCACUCAAUAAUUAAUUCAUUUCUAAUAUGUUCCAUUUCAUAUACUCUACAACUUCUUAUCAGAAUCCAUUUGUAGACUCAUAAACUUUUCUCUUUUUCUUUUCCUGAAUUCAUAAGAACAGAAAAUAAUAAAGGAACCCAAAGGGUUUCCAACUCUAUGUAAGCCUUGUUCAAAGCACAUGAACACAAUAUCCAAAACCUGAUCCAAAACAAAGAUCUACAUUCUCUAGAGACUUGAUUCUCAGGUCUCUCGAGGCAAAGUUGGCAAACGGACAGUGUAAAUCAAAGGACACUUCUACACAGCCCUACUUUUGUUGCCAGCAGCAAAGCUGAAUUAGCUUCAGAAAAUGUGAUUUCUCAAAACCCGUGUCAGUUAGAUCACUAAUGUACCAAUGUGAAAUUGGUGAAUAUCUCAGACUACUAAGUCAAGAAAUUCAAAUAUUUUGCUGUAAUGCCUGAAUAUUCACAUUCUUUUUGUUGGUAUUACUUGUCUUUCUGUUUAACAUCUGCUUCCAAAUAUCGCCUUUGUUCAGAGUUAUUCAGUGGGUACAACAAUUUGAUAAACUCUUGACUACUAAGCUACAUGGUGAAAAUUUAACAGAAAAGAAUGGUUGUAUUUUAUUCUUCUCAUCUUGAAACUGGAGAAAAAUAUUUUUUUAUAUUCUGACAGUUCUCAAUGAAAAAAUUAAUUUAAUAAUUGUGUGAUAUGCUUGAAAUGUGAUUAUUUUGCCCUUGCUCAAUUUUUUUGAAUACAUAUGUAUUUUAGGCCUGUUUAAAUAAAUAUCAAUUUAGUUUCUAGUCUAGUUAGAUGAGACUUGUAAUGUAUAUUUUUCUGAUGUGGAAUUGUGUCUCUAGAAAUUGUAAAUGUUUUUUGUAGUAUUAGAAAUCAUUCCAAGAAUGAAUGUAAUAUUUGUAUAUUUUGUUAUAAAUAGAAAAAUAUAUUUUUAUAAUAUUUAAAAUUUGCAAUGUAUAUGAAAAUGUAAUUACUGAUUUACUCAUAAAUAUAAAUCUUGAAAAAUGUUGA